AUGACUUCCAUGCUCUUUAUGAUGAUCUCUGUGCCAUUGGGCUUUGCCGGGACAUAUGUCCUCAACACCUUUGGACUGCGCUACAGCAUGAUCCUGUCCGCCUUCCUCAACGCUGCUGGCACAGUCGUUCGUUACGGCGGUGACUAUGCACAAGCCCCCCACUCAAAGCUGGCCGCUGUCUUUGCCGGCCAGGCCAUCACAGCCAUGGCCCAACCAGUUUUUCUUGACUCGCCUACUCUGCUGGCGGCCCAAUGGUUUGGCGAGUCGGAACGAGCUGUGGCCAACACCCUGGCCUCAGUGGCCAACCCCUUGGGCAUGGCCGUCGCCUCGGCCCUCACACCCGCCAUCGUGUCCAAGCCCGCGGACAUGCGUCUCAUGUUGCUCGUCAUGGCCAUCCCGGCGCUCGUCGGUCUCAUUGCUACCGUGGCUUUCUUCAAGUCGCGCCCUCCAACACCGCCCUCUGCCUCCGCUUCAGUGGAAUCUGUCAACUUCAAGGAGGGACUCGGUCGUUUGAUCCGCAACCCAGCUUACUGGGCACUCCUUUUUAGCUUUGCCGUGGGUAUUGCCCUCAUUUCUAGUGUGACCUCCCUCCUCGGCCAGCUCACCGCCGGCCAAGGUUAUUCAGACGACCAAGCUGGGUACUUGGGCAUUGUCAUGAUUGUUGCAGGACUCAUUGGUGCUGGCGUUGCCGGCGCUUUGCUGGACAAGUACCACUGCUUUCUCACUAUUUUUAAGGGCGCCUUUGUCAUUGCCGCGAUCUCAGUCGUGGGCAUCGUGUUCUUUGACAAGCCGGAUCACUUUGCUCUGCUGGCCACCAGCUGUGGCAUUCUCGGUCUGGCUGCCUUCUCUGCCCUGCCCACCGGCCUUGAGCUUUGUGUGGAGAUCACAUACCCUGUCAACGAGGGUUUGAGCACGGGCCUGAUCUGGAUUUUCAGUCAAGCGCUUGGUACUGUGCUCAUGUUUGCUACGAGCGCGCUGGCGGGUGAUGUGGUCUACGUGGACAAUCAUGGACAUGUUUUUCACAACGUCAGCCAUUACAGUGACGACGAUGAUGACUACACAGAGUUUCACCAGUAUCCACGAGCCCUUUACAUGUUUGCGGGAGUCACGGGCGCAGCCACCAUCGGUGCGCUUUGCAUCAAGACGAGAUAUCAUCGCCUGGAAGCGGAAGCAAGCCACAAAACCUUUAAUGUUCAGGUCUGA
Messenger RNA from Monosiga brevicollis MX1, 1203 nucleotides. RefSeq lists its product as uncharacterized. Gene Ontology annotation, molecular function: transmembrane transporter activity. The transcript has 5 exons. Gene Ontology annotation, biological process: transmembrane transport. The record is from RefSeq and is a predicted model, not a curated record. NCBI's taxonomy places the organism in Eukaryota, Choanoflagellata, Craspedida, Salpingoecidae. Gene Ontology annotation, cellular component: membrane. Bases 1 to 1203 code for a protein of 400 amino acids.